GUCUGCGCAGUAGAGGGCAUUCGGGGUGCUUGUGGUUUGGAGAGGUUCCGGGUGUGUAUGUACGGUCGGUGCCCUUGCAGGAUCUUUGUGUUGAGGUACCGGAGUUCAGUCAGCAACUACCGCUGCUCCGUGGCUGCGUUCCCCAACGCUGAACUGUUACAGUAGUUAGUUUCCUCUUAACGAAAAGCCCGCCGCAGCUUCGACCUGCGCCAAGCUCAGUGACUGCUGGACAUGUGCGGCACACGUUGGACAUUCACUGCAGAAAAUGAGUCUUAUUAAACUGAGCACGUAAAUUUGGAACUGUGGUCUGAUUUCGUCAACCUGUAAAAUGCACUUUAUAUUUAUCAAUUCGCCAGGUGAGCUGUAGACUGCAUUUGUUCGUGUGAUAAUAAUCAGUUGCAACUGGAUCAUCCCAACUUUAGUCAUAAGGAUAGACUAGAGCUCUCCAUAGAUGCAAAGGAGUGGUCGAAGUAUUUAACAUCGUGACGUUAUAGACGGAGUAAACAUAAACAAACUGAUCCCGCUGGGAGAAGGGUCGAGUGCCAGGGAUGUGGAAUAGUGAAAUGGAUCAAAAGUAAAAUAUGAAAAGACAUUUAUAUAGUGAAUGGCGGGUAUCCGAAUAUACUACCUGGGUAAAAGUGAAGACAGAUUCAAUUGCAUCGUUCGAAAGGGAUUUCAGAAGAUGUUUUCAACGCCUUACUGUCCCCAUGUCGGCCGUGGAGAAUAUGCUGAUGUGUAUGAUCCAGCAGAAGAUACCUUCCUAUUAAUGGAUGCCUUAGAAAAAGAUGUGAAAGAAAUACAGCAGCUCUGUCCCAGUAUUUGCCUUGAGGUUGGAACAGGAUCUGGUGUUGUCUCUGUAUUCCUAGCUUCCAUGAUUGGGCCUACCUCAUUUUAUCUCUGUACAGAUAUUAACUCCUUGGCUGCUGCUUGUGCACAAGAAAGUGCCUGGAAAAAUGGGGUGAAUAUCCAGCCCAUCAUUACUGAUCUGGUCACUGGACUGUUGCCACGACUACAAAAUCAAGUUGAUGUGCUGGUAUUUAAUCCACCUUAUGUUGCAACUCCCUCAGAAGAAGUUGGUAGCCAUGGUAUAGAGGCAUCUUGGGCUGGUGGAGAAAGAGGUCGUGAAGUCAUGGAUCGCUUUUUUCCUCAGGUCUCAAGCCUCCUCUCCAGUCAGGGAAUCUUUUAUUUGGUGACAGUUCAGGAAAAUGACCCAGAGGAAAUAAUAGAAGCAUUGAAAAGUUUUAAUUUGAAAGGGACUGUGUGUAUCUCAAGGCAAGCUGGGAGAGAGCGACUAUCAGUGCUCAAAUUUCAGAAAGCCUGAUUGUUGAGUUCUGGUAUUCUGCUUUCAUCAAAACUACAAGAACCCAUUAUCCUACACCGGAAAGAAAUGGACAGUCCUACCUACUGCUUUCCUUAUGACUGCCAAGGGAAUUGUGAACACAAGCAUCUAAGUGCUGUAAUCCAAUUAAAAUACAGCUGAAUGCCUAGAACAAUUUCCAUGGAAAACUGGAGAUAGUUCAAUACUGCACUUGAGUUGUUGAAACUGCCCCUCAGAAGACUUGUAACCUAGAGGCAUUUUUGAAUGCAGGUUUUGAAGAUCAAUGACUUGGUUAUAUUAUGCUAAAAGUUGCUUAAGGCAAAGCAAAUGAAAGUGUAUGUGGUAACUUGCAAUUAUUACAGAAAGUCCGUUCUACAAGCAAAUUAAUUUGAACAGCAACAGUAAAGAAAAACAAGGCAAACUGCAAUCAAGUCAUGCUGAAAGGAAUAGUGUGAUGUGAGAUCUGAAAUCAAAUAACAAAAAUUAAAGCAAUUGUACUAAAUGUAUUUUAAAUCCUGAAGUAUGGUCUUGAACCACAUUCUGUCUGAAAUGAUCUUCUGUGCAUUUUUAACAUAAUAUGACGAACGGGGAUUUUAUGAAAAAUGAAUAUAAUUGUUAAUUCACUAUUUGAGUACAAUUGUUCAAUAAUGAAAAUAAAUGACUAAAAUAGGAAAUGAACCUAAGAUAGAGGUUUACAAUUGCUUGACAGUCUGAUAUUUUAACUACCCUGAGGAAAUGUACAAAUUUUUCAAGCCUUGCACUAACAUAAUUGCUAUAAAUGAACUGCACAGCUUUCAAUACAAAAGAAAAAUCUGAAAAUGCUGGAAGUAGAGGAACAGACAACAACUGUGGAUAGAUAAACAUAUAAUAAAUAUUUCAGGUUGAAGGCCCUUUAUAAUUCAGAUACUGUACUCCCAUAGUGAUAUUUUUGAGACAGCUCCAGGAUUUGAACCUAGCAGCAUUGAAGGAUUAGCUAUAUAUUACUAAAUCAAGGUUGUGUUCCAUGUUGGCGGGGGGGGGGGGGGACCCGCAGGUGUUGGUGUUCCUAUGAAUAUGAAGCCUUUGUCUUCUUGAGUGGUGGUGGUGCUGGUGGUUAUGGGUUUGGGAGGUACUGUUGGAACAAGCUAGACAAAUAUCUGUAGUGUUUUGUGGUUAGGGUGCACAGCAAUCAUUGUGUGACAGAAGUGGAAGGAAUGAGUUGAAAGACUAAUUCCUCUGGCUUUAAUAUAAAAUGGUGAACUUCCUGUGUGUUAGUUGGAGCUGUGCUCAUCAGUUUAUUCCAUAUUUCAGCCUGUGGUUAGUGGAGAAUUUCUGAAGAUAAGGCAUUCCCAGGAUAUACAGCUUUUGAUCUAUUCUUGUAGCCACAGUAUCAAUGUCACUGGUGGAGCUGAGUCUCUUGUCAGUGGUGAGCCCCAGGAUGUUAAUGGGGAAGUCAGUGAUGAUAAUGUCAUUGAAUCAAAAAAUCUUGGUGAUAGUAUUUUUUAGCUGUUGGAGAUGGAUACCAUCUGGCAUUUUGGUGACAUGAAUCUUCCUUACCACUGGUAGCAUAUGCCUUAAUGUUGCCUUCUUCUGUUGUCUUACAGGUAUGGAGUGUUUCAUUUGCUGGGCAGGUACAGGAGCCUGAAGACACACACACUCACCACAUUCAAUGUUUUAGGAAUGGCUUUGUUCCCUGUGCCAUCAGAUUUCUGAAUUGACAGCCCAUAAACACUAUUUCACUAUUUUUGCUCUCAUUUGCACUAAUUAGUUAAUUUGUUUGUUAAGAACAUUAUUAUUAUAGUUUAUAGUAUUUUUAUGUAUUGCACUGUACUGCUACGGCAAAACAUUUCAUACUCUAUGUCAGCUAAAUUAAACUUGAAUCUGACUUUGAAUGAAAUUGAACAUAAUGCAAGCAUCCCCACCCCAGAAAGAAAGGUGCUGAUGAAGUAGCUAGAGAUGUUUGGAUCUAGGAUAGUGUAAUUCCUAAUUAUAGUGUAAUUAUAAAUCCUAUAAUUCCAGAUCACCUGGAAAAGGGGGCCUCCUAUGGAGAUUCCAAAAGGAAAUUGGCAGUAUGUUAUAUUAAAUGUGAUUGUACAUCUUAGCUAAAUUUGUCAAAAGUUAUCUUAGAAAAGAUCCUCAUUUUCAAUGUCCUGCUUGGCCAAAUUUGCAUAUGCCUACAAAACUGCAUGUGUUUAUAAGUGGCAGAUAAUCUCAAACCAGUAAUUAAGGAUUGUACGAUGGAGUGGAAAAAUGAUUAAGGUUGUGCUUAAUGUCUUGCCCUUUUGUCGAGAAAAAUAAUUACAUAACGCAGGAAAUCCAUCCACAACAAAUAAACUUAACAAAUGGUCAGGUACGGAAAUAAAAAUGGGAAUGGUAGAAUCAGGACAUAGAUAUAAAAAAAAGGUGAUUGAAAAAAUACUCUCAGUGCCCACUUUAUUAGGUACCUACUGUACGUUUGUGGUCUUCUGCUGCUGCCGUCCAUUCACUUCAAGUUUUGAUAUGUUGUGCAUUCUGAGAUGCUUAUCUGCGCAUUCCUGUGGUAACAUAGUUAUUUGAGGUUACUGUCAGCUUGAAGCAGCCUUGUUCAUUCUCGUCGGGCCUCUCAACAAGGCUUUUUUGCCCACAGAACUCUGCCACUUGAGAGAUGUUUUUGUAUUUUGCACCACCCUCUGUAAACAAUAGACUAGAGACAGUUGUGCGUGAAGAUCCUGGGAAAUCAGCAUUUUCUAAAAUACUCAAACUAUGAGUCUGGCACUGACAAUGGUCAGUCACUUAGAUUACAUUUCUCCCCCAUUCUGAUACUUUGUCUGAAGAACAAUUGAAAUUCCUGGCUGCGUUUACAUCCAUUUAUGCAUUGAGUUGCUGCCGUGUGCUGAUAGUUGCAUUAGUGAGCAGGUGUAUAAACCACACCUAAUGAAAUGGACACUGAGUGUAUAUCCAAAAGUACGACAGCUACAAAGGCACCGAAGUAAUACUGAAGUUGUAUUUUAGUGAAUUCAGAGGAUCCCGGUCCACUUUAAUUAAUGGUUAUCCUCGUAAUGUGUACUGCCUGCGGAGAGGAAGAUGCUAGCCACAUGGAGGCUCAAUAAUGGAUGGCAAGAAUUAUGCUUAAUAAACUAGGGGAAACAGACACUUGGAAAACUUUAGGAAUGGUUGCCUUGAAUAUAAACAUAAAAAUAUUUUAUUUUCUGAUAAACCAGUAGAGGGAGCCAUUGAAUCAUUAGCUACUUUGAAAAAAAUUAUUGACCUGAGCAGCAGAAGCACAAAUGUAUAUCAUAAAAAACCUGAAGAUGCUGAGCACCUAGAAUAAAGGUAGAAAAUAAUGGAAAAACUCAGCAUGUCAGGCUGCAUCUGCUGUUGCUAGUUCAUGCUACAUCUGAAUAAUUGAAACCCCUUAUUAUCACCGCACUUGAAAUAUGCUGACAAAAAUGACCCAA
Hypanus sabinus (Atlantic stingray) is the source of this 4734-nucleotide messenger RNA. It is a transcript of the gene hemk2, whose product is annotated as N-6 adenine-specific DNA methyltransferase 1. NCBI's taxonomy places the organism in Eukaryota, Metazoa, Chordata, Chondrichthyes, Myliobatiformes, Dasyatidae. The coding region runs from base 605 to 1321 and encodes 238 amino acids. Gene Ontology annotation, cellular component: eRF1 methyltransferase complex. Gene Ontology annotation, biological process: methylation. Gene Ontology annotation, molecular function: nucleic acid binding; protein methyltransferase activity; S-adenosylmethionine-dependent methyltransferase activity. The record is from RefSeq and is a predicted model, not a curated record. The transcript is spliced from 7 exons.